Rhineura floridana is the source of this 1665-nucleotide messenger RNA. RefSeq names its product BRICHOS domain containing 5 (gene BRICD5). The coding region runs from base 71 to 763 and encodes 230 amino acids. NCBI's taxonomy places the organism in Eukaryota, Metazoa, Chordata, Lepidosauria, Squamata, Rhineuridae. Gene Ontology annotation, biological process: regulation of cell population proliferation. The record is from RefSeq and is a predicted model, not a curated record. The transcript is spliced from 6 exons.
AACUGGAUUCCAAGGGAUCUGAGCAUGCCCAACCUCUAUACUGUCAGAAGGCACAGGCAGAGGAGUAAGGAUGGCAUCCAGAAUGGAUGAGCAGAUGGCAGCACACGCCACCCCUUCUCCGGAGAGAGCCUUGGCAGCAGAAUCCAAAAGCCCUUCCAGGAUAUUUUGGGGUGUCCUUUCUGUCAUUUUGACCUGUGGAAUUAUCUGCAUCACUGUGGUAGCAACUCUCGGCUUUACUCAAGCAUCUCCCAAGCCUCUUUUGCAGGUUGUCCGGUUAAACUUCCACAACCACCCGGGAUCCCGGAUGAACCAGUUGGCCUUUGUGAAUAAGUCAAAGAACACCGUUACUUACUACGUCACCUCACCAAGCAACCAAACGACAUCAGUCUUGUUUGACAACAAGAAUGGCUACGUCUGCUACAAGCCCUUGGAGCAAAACAGUUGUUACCUGAGGAUGAUGGACGCCCGAGACCGUGACACUGUACAGAUGUCUUUCAACCUGUCAGAACACAGGGUGGAUCAGCUGCCGCUUCCCAACAACAAGACCCAGUACUACCGCGAGUUCCUGGGGAUUGUGCCAGGGAGGCAGGUGCAGCCGGAGGAGGCUGGUGAGGCUGUCGGGUCCAUGUGUGAGCAGGUGCCCAUCUACUGGGUCAAGAAAAAAGACGGUCCUCUGAAGCAGCGGCUCAUCUACCUGUGCAUUGACAUCUGCUUCCCGAGCAACAUCUGCGUCUCCAUCUGUUUCUACUACCUUCCUGAGUGAACAGCCUGGGUGCCUCUUGCACCUUUGCUGUCUCAAAGUCUGCUCGAAGCAGCUCCCUCCACAAAGCCCGCUGCCUCGUAAUUCAGGGCUCAGGAUUGGGAUAAAAACGCUAUAACAACCUUAACUUCCCCACAGCCUGCUGCCCUCCAGAUGUUUUGAACUUCAGCCCCCAUCAACACAGCACAGCUGUAUAAUGCUAGGGCUGAUGGGAUGGGAGUUGUAGUCUAACAAACAGCUGAAGGGCACCAGGUUGGGGAAGGCUAAACUGCAGCAACACACAGUCAUGAUGUAGUGUAUAUAGAUAUACACACUUUAUUUACAAAGAGUGCCACCUUUCAACUAUAAACUUGUAAAUAAUUGUCUUUUGGAAAGAAGUAGCUGCAUGGUGUAGAUUAACAUCCAGUUAAAGUGAGUCAUAUAUACAUUUUGUAAAAACUUUACAAAAAAAACAACCACCAAUUUUGUAUGAGAGUAGAUACCCCAUGUGUGUGAGAGAGAUAUUAAGUAAAAGCACAAAUGAGGAAAUGAGCAUCUCCAGACAUUGUGUGUCUAAGGGGAUGGAGAGAGAAAAAACGGGGGUCGGUAACUCCUGUUUUCACAAGGCUUUGCAAACAUCUUUGCACUUUUCAGGAAGCGCCUCCCUCCUGGAGACCUGGAGCGCCUUCACAGUCUGUGGACCCAGACUCUUUUGAGGGAGGGGUGUUUGCUUUUCUUUUGCAAAAGGAAGCCCAAGACUUUGCUAGAUCAAAGUUGGUAAACCAGCCUUCCCCAACCUAGUGCCCUCCAGCUGUUUUGGACUACAGCUCCCAUCGGCCCUUCCCUAGGAUGCUGGGGCAGUCCAAAACAUCUGGAGGGCACCAGAUUGGGGAAAGCUGGUUUAAAGGCACUUCAGGGCCCAGAAC